UACCGCCCUAAUUAUCUCGUCUUUACGAUCAGAGAUGUCGUGUGUAAAAAAAGCUUAGUGAUCGCAGAGGCACUUCUGGGUUCGACCACCAAAAAAAGAGUAGAACUUGACUGAAGGAGAUGAGUUCCUCUGCUUCAUCAUCGGCCGAAUCUCAUCUAGCCACCGCCAAAACAGCUCUCACGGCGGUUGCAUCGGUGGCUGCAGCCGCAAUGCUAGCUCGAUCAGUGGUCCAAGACUAUAUGCCAAGCGAGGUCCAUGAGUUUAUCUCUUGUGGCUUUCGCAGAUUCUUCGGCUACUUCUCUUUUCAAAUGACAGCUCUAAUCGAAGAAUUCGGAGGUUUCGAGAACAACGAAGUGUUCGAAGCAGCAGAGGCUUAUCUCGCCACCAAGAUAUCACAUUCCACUAGAAGAAUUAAAGUGAACAAACUCGAGAAACAGAGCAAUCUAAACGUCACCGUAGAACGCGACGAGGAAGUCGUGGAUUACUUUGAUGGCGGAGUCAAGCUCACUUGGAUCCUCCACGUCGAUAAAAAGGACUUUCGUAACCCUCGAGAUCUUAACUCAACUCUGAAAUCGGAAGUGCGUUUCUACGAGCUCAGGUUCCACAAGAAAUUCAAGAACGUGGUUCUUGAAUCUUACUUGCCCUUUGAGUUGAAACAAGCUGCUUUGCUGAGACAAAAGACCAAGACUUUGAAGAUCUUCACACUAAACUGUUACUCUGCGCAGUGGACAUCUGUGACUCUUGACCAUCCUUCCACGUUUCUCAUUCUCGCCAUGGAUCCCGAGGUGAAGAAAGACUUGGUAGAGGAUCUGGAUCGUUUUGUGCAGCGUAAAAGCUUUUACGAGAGAGUAGGGAAAGCUUGGAAGAGAGGGUAUUUGUUGUAUGGUCCACCAGGUACUGGAAAAUCAAGCUUGAUCGCAGCCAUGGCCAAUCAUCUAAACUUUGAUAUCUAUGAUUUAGACUUGACAUCAGUCAACAGUAAUGGUGAGCUCAGGAAGAUAUUGAUGUCUACUGCGAACCGUUCGAUUCUAGUUGUGGAAGAUAUUGAUUGUUCAAUCGAGUUCAAGGAUCGGAAUACUGAUGAGCCUUCACAAGUAUUUCAUGAUAACAACGAUCCGCUGCAUAAACCGGUCACACUCUCUGGUCUACUGAAUUUUGUAGACGGGCUCUGGUCAAGUUGUGGUAACGAACGGAUUAUAGUGUUCACGACAACUACAGAGAAAAACUGGAUCAUGCACAUUCACAUGUCGUAUUGCACACCGGCUGCUUUUAAGGUUCUGGCUUUGAAUUAUCUCGAGAUUCAAGACCAUAUGCUUUUCGAGCAGAUUGAGGAAUUGAUCCAGGAAAUAGAAGUUACACCAUCAGAAGUAGCUGAACAGUUGAUGAGGAAUGACUCUGUUGAUAAAGUACUCCAAGGAUUGAUUGUGUUCUUAAAAGCCAAGAAAACUGAAAAUGAUGAACAAGGCCAAUAGAAAUUGUUAAUAGCUUAGAAGAAAACUUGGAGUAUCAACUGUUAGGCUAUCUAUUGGUUACAAUCUAACUGAAAGUGAAAUUAAUACUUUUUUGGGUUACAAUUUAAAAUUUUGAAUUAUAUCAAUGAAUCCUAUCUACAAGGGCCUAUUGCGGUUCAAUGAUUUGAUACUAAAGUUGAAAUAAGUUUCGUAGUCGGUAGCAAGUAACCAAGAAAACGAGUAUAGUUGACUGUUGACUUGUAAUUGUUAAACCAUUGACUUCCAUUUUGAUAAAGU
Messenger RNA from Eutrema salsugineum, 1748 nucleotides. RefSeq names its product AAA-ATPase At3g50940. The transcript has 3 exons. Lineage: Eukaryota; Viridiplantae; Streptophyta; Magnoliopsida; Brassicales; Brassicaceae. Gene Ontology annotation, molecular function: ATP hydrolysis activity; ATP binding. The coding region runs from base 120 to 1472 and encodes 450 amino acids. The record is from RefSeq and is a predicted model, not a curated record.